Penaeus vannamei (Pacific white shrimp) is the source of this 1488-nucleotide messenger RNA. NCBI's taxonomy places the organism in Eukaryota, Metazoa, Arthropoda, Malacostraca, Decapoda, Penaeidae. The record is from RefSeq and is a predicted model, not a curated record.
GCCGGCCAGACUGUUUCCAAACAAUCAUUCGCAAUGGCUCGUACCAAGCAGACUGCCCGCAAGUCUACCGGAGGCAAGGCCCCCCGCAAGCAGCUGGCCACCAAGGCAGCACGUAAGUCUGCCCCUGCUACCGGAGGUGUCAAGAAGCCCCAUCGUUACAGGCCUGGUACUGUUGCCCUUCGUGAGAUCCGUCGUUACCAGAAGAGCACUGAGCUCCUCAUCCGCAAGCUGCCCUUCCAGCGCCUCGUCCGUGAGAUUGCCCAGGACUUCAAGACUGACCUCCGCUUCCAGUCCUCUGCUGUCAUGGCUCUGCAGGAAGCCUCCGAGGCUUACCUGGUCGGCCUCUUCGAGGACACCAACCUGUGCGCCAUCCACGCCAAGCGGGUAACCAUUAUGCCCAAGGAUAUCCAACUUGCUCGCCGUAUCCGCGGAGAGCGCGAGACCGGAGAAACCGAGCAACCAAGCAAUUUACUUAGAGGAAGUGUACUUGGUGACGGCCUUGGUGCCCUCGCUGACAGCGUGCUUGGCCAGUUCACCGGGGAGCAGAAGCCUGACGGCGGUCUGAAUCUCCCGGCUGGUGAUGGUGGAACGCUUGUUGUAGUGGGCAAGGCGGAAGCCUCAGCGGCAAUGCGCUCAAAAAUGUCAUUCACGAAAGAAUUCAUGAUGGACAUGGCCUUGGAGGAGAUACCGUGCACCACCAGCGCCAGCCUCGGCUGGCAAACUAUCAACAUGUCUGGUCGUGGUAAGGGCGGUAAGGUAAAGGGCAAGUCAAAGUCCCGCUCAAGCAGGGCCGGCCUUCAGUUCCCCGUCGGUAGGAUUCACCGCCUUCUGCGUAAGGGCAACUAUGCUGAACGUGUAGGUGCUGGUGCCCCUGUGUACCUCGCUGCCGUUAUGGAGUAUUUGGCUGCUGAAGUCCUCGAGUUGGCAGGUAAUGCCGCCCGUGACAACAAGAAGACCCGUAUCAUCCCCCGUCACUUGCAGCUGGCCAUCCGUAACGACGAAGAGCUCAACAAGCUCCUCUCUGGCGUUACCAUCGCCCAGGGUGGUGUCCUGCCCAACAUCCAGGCUGUGCUCCUCCCCAAGAAGACCGAGAAGAACUGUAUAUACCUACCUGUGACUGUUCCAAAGAAGCCCCAUCGUUACAGGCCGUACUGUUGCCCCAUUCGUUUGUUGAGAUCCGUCGUUACCCAGAAGAGCACUGAGCUCCUCCCAUCCCGCAAGCUGCCUUCCAGUUUCCAGCGCCUCGUCCGUGAGAUUGCCCAGGACUUCAAGACUGACCUCCGCUUCCAGUCCUCUGCUGUCAUGGCUCUGCAGGAAGCCUCCGAGGCUUACCUGGUCGGCCUCUUCGAGGACACCAACCUGUGCGCCAUCCACGCCAAGCGGGUAACCAUUAUGCCCAAGGAUAUCCAACUUGCUCGCCGUAUCCGCGGAGAGCGCGCCUAAGAUUUUGGUUGCUAGCUUGCUUGCAUACAUCAAAAUCAUCCUCCU